AACUCCUUCUAUUUGUUUAUCAGCGAACUGCGGUAAAACACACUGUACGCUCUUCUGAAAUUUAACAACAUCAUUAUUCUCAGUCAGGUCGGAAUUCUAGGACCUCGGAUUGGUCCACAGGGACGAAUCUUUGUCAUUCCUUCUUUCCACCUCUGCUUAUAGAGGACUGGGCGGUUCCGGGGAUUUACCUACUCUCCAACACAUUUCACCUUCAUUUUCGCGUUUUUUUUGUUUGCCUUUUGGUUUCUAAAACUUUUGUGUACUUGUUGGGACGGUCGGUUUAGCAAACUUGGAUUACUUCUAAUCCUCAGUCGAUUUGCUUUCGUUUCGUUUUCUUUUCUUUGCUUAUUGAAUGCAGGUUAAUUGUUGACACAUUCGUGAUCCAUUAGUUUUUCAUCACUGAUAAAACUUUCUGUUUUUUGUAUAUCUGUCAUCUUGUUUGAGGACACUAUCCCUUUUUUUUUUUUUUUCCUUCCCAAUUGAUCUGUCGCAAACCAUGCCUAUUAGUACGUCCUUUCCCAUUGGUACUCGUAAGUCCAAACUCGCUGUCAUUCAGUCUGAAAUUGUUCAUAAGCAGUUGAAGGAAAACUACCCCGAAUAUGAUUUCCCCAUCAUAAGCCGCGACACUAUCGGUGAUGAAAUCCUUUCCAAAGCUUUGUUUGAAUUUAAACAUCAGGUUGCAAAGUCUUUAUGGACUCGGGAGCUUGAAGCUUUACUCAUCGUCAAUCAAUGUCGCAUGCUUGUUCACUCUCUUAAGGAUUUACCUGUUGAAAUGCCUGAGGGUAUGACCAUCGCUUGUAUUCCACGUCGCAACUGUCCCCUAGAUGCCAUUGUCUUUCCAAAAGGAUCUCCCUACAAGUCCGUUGCUAACCUUCCUUCUGGAAGCGUUGUCGGAACUAGCAGUAUUCGCCGACGUGCUCUUUUGGCGCGCCAUUUCCCCCACCUUCGUUUCGUAGAUAUUCGAGGAAAUGUUGGGACUCGUUUGUCCAAACUUGAUGACCCAGAUUCUCCUUUCUCUUGUCUUGUGUUGGCCGCCGCGGGACUUUUCCGUCUCGGGUUAAAAGAUCGUGUCUCCCAAAUGCUAACAGCUCCUUUCAACUAUUAUGCAGUUGGUCAAGGUGCUCUCGCUAUUGAGGUUCGUAAAGAUGAUAAAGAAAUGAUCGAGCUUUUGAAACCUCUUCAAGAUACAGAAACCACCUAUUGCUGUGUUGCGGAGCGCGCUUUAAUGAAGCGCUUGGAUGGCGGCUGUGCUAUCCCAAUCGGCGUCCAGUCUGACUCUUUGGCAGUUUCCAGCUCCUCUUUUCAAGUCUCUUUAGAUGGUAUUGUUGUCUCCGCUGAUGGCCGCCGGUCUGCCUUUGCCUCAGGUAAUCGCGUCAUUAAUUCCGUUGAAGAUGCUGAGGACUUGGGUACCCAGGUCGCAUUAUCUUUGCUUAAGAAUGGGGCUGGACCAAUCUUGGCGGAACACCAUCGCAGUAGCGAUAGUGAAGAUUCUUUGAAGCAACAAUAGAGCAUUAUUAUUUAUAAUGGACUCUUCCAAUCCUUGUAUUAUACUCAUCUCCUUUUUGAUUAAUCGUGAACAAAAAAAACUCGUUUUGUUGAUCCCUAUCGAAAAAAGUCGAUGUUUAUUCUUAUUAAUAUCUACUUAAUUUACACUCUAAUCUUAGUUUUUGAUGAGCAUCGAUUUCUUAAAUUCAACGUCGACCUUAGUUACUUUCUUUCCAUUAUCCUUAAGAAUUUUCGUCCCUUGGUUAUUUUAUGCUUGUUCCGAAGAAGUUAUACGUUAAAUAUCCAAUCUAAAAAUAUAUACUGCAACGAAUUGAAAAUAAAUACUUUUUUGUCCAAGUAUUUCAUUCAUUAACCAAAAUAAACUCUUAUAACUUU
This is a messenger RNA of Schizosaccharomyces octosporus yFS286, 1881 nucleotides long. Its product is annotated as hydroxymethylbilane synthase. The coding region runs from base 497 to 1507 and encodes 336 amino acids. The transcript has a single exon. The record is from RefSeq and is a predicted model, not a curated record. Gene Ontology annotation, molecular function: hydroxymethylbilane synthase activity. Gene Ontology annotation, biological process: heme biosynthetic process. Gene Ontology annotation, cellular component: cytoplasm. Lineage: Eukaryota; Fungi; Ascomycota; Schizosaccharomycetes; Schizosaccharomycetales; Schizosaccharomycetaceae.